Castor canadensis (American beaver) is the source of this 960-nucleotide messenger RNA. RefSeq names its product olfactory receptor 2B6-like. Gene Ontology annotation, biological process: G protein-coupled receptor signaling pathway. Gene Ontology annotation, cellular component: membrane. NCBI's taxonomy places the organism in Eukaryota, Metazoa, Chordata, Mammalia, Rodentia, Castoridae. Gene Ontology annotation, molecular function: olfactory receptor activity; G protein-coupled receptor activity. The record is from RefSeq and is a predicted model, not a curated record.
AUGAACAAGUUGAAGAGAACGGCAGUAAGAAAUGAAAGCCACCCUGAAGAGUUUAUUCUACUAGGCUUUGCUAACCAACCUUGGCUAGAGCUCCCUCUAUUCAUUAUUCUUCUGAUCACAUACCCCAUGGCCAUGAUGGGAAACAUCACUAUCAUUUUGGUGUCCAAGUUAGACCCCCGUCUCCACAGCCCCAUGUAUUUCUUCCUCACCAACCUCUCCUUUUUGGACAUGUGUUACACCACAAGCAUUGUCCCUCAGAUGCUGUUUAACCUGGGAAGCUCUAAGAAAACCAUCAGUUACAUGGGGUGUGCACUUCAGCUUUAUUUAUUUAGCACAAUGGGAGCCACAGAAUGUCUGCUCUUGGCUGUUAUGUCUUUUGACCGUUACGUGGCCAUCUGCAGACCUCUGCAAUACACUAUGAUUAUGAAUCGACUUAUCUGCAUCCUAUUAGCAACUUUUGUGUGGCUGGGUGGAAUAUCCUAUGCGAUUUUUGAGGUCACCCUCACAUUACAGUUGCCAAUGUGUGGCGUCAAUAAACUGGAUCACUUGUUGUGUGAGAUUCCAGUUCUGAUAAAGACGGCCUGCGGUGAAAAAAAGACUAACGAGUUGGCACUCUCUGUGAUAUGCAUAUUUUUAAUAGCUGUUCCUUUCUGCUUAAUUCUUGCUUCCUAUGCAAGUAUUGGACAUGCUAUACUGAAGAUCAAAUCUUCCAAAGGAAGGAGAAAAGCCUUUGGGACAUGUUCCUCUCAUCUCAUUGUUGUUCUUUUAUUUUAUGGCCCAGCUAUUAGCAUGUACCUUCAGUCUCCCUCCUCCAUCUCUAGGGACCAGCCCAAGUUCAUGGCUCUCUUCUAUGGAGUGGUGACUCCUAUACUCAACCCCUUCAUCUACACCCUGAGGAAUAAGGAUAUAAAGGCAGCGUUAGGCAAACUGGUGAGAGUUAUGUUCAGACCCAAGCCAUAG